AUGCCGACCACCGCGCCUUGCCUUUUCGUGCCUGCGCUACUACUGCUCGUCGUCGGCUCGGUGAGUGCCGAGACGGUCACCUUCUGCAGCGGCGGAUGCAACACUGGCCGGCCACAGUCGUGCAUCCCUGGCGUCGCCCACGGCAAGGCCCAGGUCGAUACCUGCAUCACUCAGCCGGGCGAGUACCGGGGCUCCUCUACCCCGAAGGCCUUCCAAGCCUACACCGUGCUAGCCGCCAACUUGACGCAGGGCAACCGCUCGUGCCAGGUCCUCCACAUGGAGUUCUUCUACGGCGACACCUGCGACCAAAAGCAGCUGGUGGCCAACACCACCCCGUGCUAUCACGAUUGCUCGGAUCAGCCCCUGUGCUGCUGGGCCAUCUUCGCGCUGGAGGGGAGCAACUCGACCAUCGGCGCCUACUUCCCCACGCCCGCGUCACCAUCGCCCUCCCCGUCUCCCUCGCGGCGGCCUGAUAACGAUCCGGCCCUGCCCGAGUGGGCGAUCGCCAUCAUUGCCUGCAGCGCAGUGGGAGCUGGCCUGUUGAUACUGGUCGCCGCGCUCGUGGGCGUGUGCCUGUACCGCCGGCGGAACAGAGUGUCGUAUGACUACCUCCCCUCCACCAACCAUUACUGA
Messenger RNA from Acanthamoeba castellanii str. Neff, 633 nucleotides. RefSeq lists its product as uncharacterized. The record is from RefSeq and is a predicted model, not a curated record. Lineage: Eukaryota; Discosea; Longamoebia; Acanthamoebidae. The coding region runs from base 1 to 633 and encodes 210 amino acids. The transcript has a single exon.